This is a messenger RNA of Amyelois transitella, 1302 nucleotides long. It is a transcript of the gene cbt, whose product is annotated as Krueppel-like factor 10. Gene Ontology annotation, biological process: regulation of transcription by RNA polymerase II. Lineage: Eukaryota; Metazoa; Arthropoda; Insecta; Lepidoptera; Pyralidae. Gene Ontology annotation, molecular function: DNA-binding transcription factor activity, RNA polymerase II-specific; RNA polymerase II cis-regulatory region sequence-specific DNA binding. The transcript has 2 exons. The coding region runs from base 141 to 1133 and encodes 330 amino acids. The record is from RefSeq and is a predicted model, not a curated record.
CGACUCGCAGAGCGGUUUAUUCGUCUGUCGACCGCUUACCGAACCACACGGCUCCAAAGAGCUUAAGCGCGCGGCGAAAACUCAAGUUUUGUGAAUUAAAAGAAAGUUUUUUUCCAUUGAAUGUUAUUGAACUGAUCAAAAUGUCUACUAUACUUGAAGUUUGUGGACCUCUCUCACCACCAUCGACGCCUCCGUUGUUUGAACACAAAGUCGAGUUACCUCUGAAGAAGGCUGCAAUGAAGCGAGCCAGGGAGUCGCCACCCCCGAGUAGUGGCUUAGUCACUCCCCAGCCUUCAGACUCGGAGGGCGAGGACGAGUUCAGCAAACGCUCCCGGUGCGAACUGGAGCGACUGCUGCUCACCACGCCACCGCCGGAGCCUUGCCGGCCCUCCGUCAUCAUGCGGGCGAACAAGGACGGCACCUGCAGCCCCGUCCAGGCAGCGCCGCCCAAAGACAUGAACAUUUUGAAAACUCUGAAAUUCAAAAUGAAUCGCGGCCAUAGUUAUUCACAAGUGAAAUAUAUCGCGACCCAAAAUCAAAGUGUUCCCAUUUCUGAACCCGUCACCCCCAUGAAAACUGAGGAAGCGCGGGUUCCCUCCCCGCACUCCGAAAGUCAACCCAAGCCGGCGAAAGAGGAGCAACGCGUACCGCAGGUGAGCCCUGUGUCUGCGGCCCCCGGCUGGGUGCCUUUGGCUCCGAGGCCCGCUCCCUCCAUCAUCGUCCCCGGGGCGUUACUUCCGACCACAGCUCUGUGGUUAGUGGCGCCAGCACCCGCCGCAAGAAGACGUCUUUACGAGUGUUCACAUCCUGGUUGCGGCAAAAAUUACUUCAAAUCUUCCCACUUGAAAGCUCAUGCCCGCACGCAUACUGGCGAGCGGCCCUUCAGAUGCGCGUGGCCGGGCUGCGAGCGCAGGUUCUCGAGGUCCGAUGAGCUCUCGAGACACAAGCGCACGCACACAGGCGAGAAGAAAUUCGGUUGCCGCGUUUGCAAUCGCCGUUUCAUGCGCUCCGACCACCUCGCUAAGCACGUUAAGAGACACGCCAAAGAAAGGGCUCCUCCGGCCCCAGUUCUCCGCCUGCUGCCGUCGCCGCCCAUGACCGUGCCGGUGCAACCCGUUGGGCCGGCACAGUGAGCCGCUCAACACCCCGACUGUGAUUCAGAUCUCAAGAUCGUUACCUAGUUAUAGUUUUACUCAUCUUUAAGACUGUCCUAUCGACUACUCAUGUAGUUCUAGAUGUAAGCAAUAUGUUAUUAGCGCUGCUAAGCUUCCAGAUUAAAUUAAACGUUAAUGUUUUCUACUA